CACACCAUGUGUAAGCUGAUUCUUUAAGCACGGUUAUCAUAUUUUGAUAACAGUCAUGUUUCUCAGUCCCCUACUUUCAUUUAACAUUAGUGAGGACACAUCCGUAUAGCUUUUGUUUCUCCGAGACAUACUGGAAUAGGUUUAUUAUUAAUACCAUUGCAUCAUGCAUUCCGACUUUGGGAAGUUGUUUCUUCUGAUGAUACUUGGGGUGGUUUUUGCAGAAGUGCUGUGUGCUACCAGGUCUUGUUAUCCCAGUCAAAACACGGAGGAGGAAGCUGAGGGCGAUGAAGAACUGUCGAAGUACGAAACCAUCUUUGUCGAGGAGUACCUGAAGAAGUACAACAAGAAACUCAAAGGAGUCAAAUGUGAGAACAGCCCCUAUAAGACGUUCAAUCGUUUGAACAAUAAUGGGCACAUCCCACUGAGUUGUGGGCGGUGCUUAGUUCACGAGGUCAAUGUGAAGGCUAUCGCAGCCCAAAAGUGUGAAGGACUGACGCCCCAGCUGCUUAUAGGGAAGACAAAUUGUGCAUUCAAGAACGAGUGCAAGUUAGAAUACACUCCGUCCUUUCUGUUCAUGAACACCAAAGAGCCAUCGUGCUUUUUGCAAGUUCCCAAAUCCUUGCAAGUUAGCUACUCCUGUGUAGACCCUGGGUUUACUUUCGACCAACGUGACGCUCUGAAGAUUUUUGAAGACACUCUCAAGCAGUGCAGGAAAAGCAAAAUUAAAGAUCUGCCAGUGUUCCACGUCGUGAAGCCUAUAACGUCCAAUCACGAGAGAGGAAUUAUCCGCAGUCACCCGCAGUUCCCAUGGAAUUACCAGCUACCACGGAGGCUUUUAGGCAGGUGUGACAUACACGGUUUGGGCACGCCACCGGCGUCUUGGGUGUCCACCUACAGAAAGUUGGUGGCUGUAGGAAUCAAGACGAAGAUUAGAGUCUGGAUCAAGCAGCUGUCGUUAUUCAAAGGCGACACGUUGAGUUUUAUCACAGAUGACGGCCAACAGCAGAAAGACGUUGCUAAAGGAAGACCUUACAACUUCACCACUCGUGAGCUCACGGUUAAUUUCACAGUCAAAGACACUCACAGAGGGACGUCUAACGGCUUUGAGAUAUGCUACCAAUGGUACUCGACGGAGAGAGAAGUGCGCCACGAUCUGUGCCAAGAUUUUUCCUUGAAAGUGGAUAUCUGCAAGAAGCGCUUGAAAAAACAGCUGCCACGACAGUGCCGGCCCUCCAAAUCGGGAAAAGGACGAAAGAAGGCAAACAAAAAGAAAAAGGGAAAGAAAGGGAAAAAAGGGGGAAAAAGGGAAAAAAGGGAAAGGAAAAAAGCAAAAAGGGCUGAAAAGCAAAGAAAAGAGGCAAAAAACGGCGUAAAAAGAGAAGCAUAAGUGAAAGCAUAUCAUGUUAUAAAACUGCAAUAUUAUUAUCUUACUCUUUUAAGUUUAUUGCAUUAAUAAGUUUUAAAAAAUAGCAGGGUAUAAUCAUACUAGUAUUAUAUCAUUCUUGUUAAAUGUUUACAAUGUAACAUACCAAGAUUCAGUUAUAAUGAUAUGAAUAUUGAUUGCUUAAUAUCAAUACACAUCUUUGCAAUGCA
This is a messenger RNA of Aplysia californica (California sea hare), 1593 nucleotides long. RefSeq lists its product as uncharacterized. The record is from RefSeq and is a predicted model, not a curated record. Lineage: Eukaryota; Metazoa; Mollusca; Gastropoda; Aplysiida; Aplysiidae.